This is a messenger RNA of Caenorhabditis elegans, 1428 nucleotides long. It is a transcript of the gene gpa-2, whose product is annotated as Guanine nucleotide-binding protein alpha-2 subunit. Gene Ontology annotation, molecular function: GTP binding; GTPase activity; G-protein beta/gamma-subunit complex binding. Gene Ontology annotation, biological process: adenylate cyclase-modulating G protein-coupled receptor signaling pathway; signal transduction; G protein-coupled receptor signaling pathway. Lineage: Eukaryota; Metazoa; Nematoda; Chromadorea; Rhabditida; Rhabditidae. The coding region runs from base 10 to 1080 and encodes 356 amino acids. The transcript is spliced from 9 exons. The record is from RefSeq and is marked reviewed. Gene Ontology annotation, cellular component: non-motile cilium; neuronal cell body.
UUUCAGAAAAUGGGUCUGUGCCAAAGUGAGGAGGAAAAAGUUGGAACACUGAAAAGUCGUGCAAUUGAUAAGGAGAUAAAACAGUUGCAAACAAGCGAGGAACGAACUGUCAAACUAUUAUUGCUAGGAGCCGGAGAAUGUGGAAAGUCAACGGUGCUCAAGCAGAUGAGAUUGCUCACGUCAAAACAGUACACAGAUGAGGAACUUUUGACGCAGGCCAAGUUGGUAUACACAAACAUAGUUAUUGAAAUGGAUCAUUUAGUCAAAGCAAUGCCAGCUGCCGGAUUGAAUUUUUCUGAUCCGAUGAGAGAACAUGAUGUUCACAUGCUGACCCUCUACAUUAAAGAUAUGCAACAUAAAAACUUCCAACAAGACGCUGCAGAUCAUGUGGAGAAACUAUGGAAAGAUCCAGUAGUCAAAAGACUGUAUGCCGAGAGAAAAGAAUUGAAUAUUCGAGAUAUUGGUGAUAACACGGAAUACUUUUUUGAAAACCUGCCAAGAAUAUCAAAAGAAGAUUAUCACCCAAAUGCGACAGACACCCUUCUUUUGCGGACAAAGACAACUGGAAUUGUAGAAGUUGGAUUUGAAAUUAAAAAAGUCAAGUUUAGAGUAUUUGACGUAGGAGGUCAACGGUCGGAGAGAAAGAAAUGGAUUCAUUGUUUUGAAGAUGUCAAUGCAAUUAUUUUCAUUGCAGCGCUUUCCGAGUAUAACGAAGUUUUGUUUGAAGAUGAGACAACGAACCGAAUGAUCGAAUCCAUGCGACUUUUCGAAUCAAUUUGUAAUUCUCGAUGGUUCCAUAAUACUAAUAUUAUCCUUUUCUUGAACAAAAAGGAUUUGUUCGAGGAGAAAAUCAAGAAGGAGAAUAUUCAUAAGGCGUUUCCGGAAUAUCGAGGAGAGCAAAAUUACGCUGAAACAGUCGCAUUUAUCAAGACGAAAUUCGAGGCGCUUUCCAAUAACCCGAAGAAGACAUUCUACGUGCACGAAACAUGCGCAACAGACACAAAUCAAGUGCAAAAGAUUUUGGAUUCAGUAAUUUCGAUGAUUAUUCAAAGUAACCUACACAAAUCUGGACUCUAUUAAGCCUAUUUAGACUAUUUUGUUUUGUGCUCUAUGUCUGUUGUGCUACGUGUAUCUGGUGUAUGUCUAUUGACAAUCAAUCGAUUAUUUAUACCGGUUAAACAUGAACUAUUUUGAAAUUGUAAUUCUUCGUUAGAAGGAUAUUCCAACGAUCUUGUGCUCUUAGAUCUCCAUGAAAAAGUAUUUUGAUUUACAACUGUGUCAAUUAUCCUCAUUUUCCUCGCUUGUUCAAUCAUUUCUCCUGAUUUUAAACUCAUUUUCCAGUUAUUCAUUCAUCCCUUUUCAACUGUUCAUUUAUAAAAAUCAAAAGUUUUUGUCAAUCAAAAAUCAAUAAAGAUUAAAUUUAAGAUC